This is a messenger RNA of Megalobrama amblycephala (Wuchang bream), 2826 nucleotides long. RefSeq names its product heterogeneous nuclear ribonucleoprotein U-like protein 2. NCBI's taxonomy places the organism in Eukaryota, Metazoa, Chordata, Actinopteri, Cypriniformes, Xenocyprididae. The record is from RefSeq and is a predicted model, not a curated record. The coding region runs from base 186 to 2243 and encodes 685 amino acids. Gene Ontology annotation, cellular component: membrane. Gene Ontology annotation, molecular function: protein binding. The transcript has 14 exons.
GGUAGCCAAUCAGCGCCCAGUUCACUCUCUUAAAUCGCUUUACAGCGGGUCGUGUGUUUUGGUAGUCUAGGUAGGGUGUGAAAAUGUCCAAAAAGUUAGAGAGUGCGGACUAACUGACCAAUCUUUAUUAAACAACAAUAUAUAUAUUCGCUUUUUAUAUUUAAUGUUGACAGGUCUUGUUGAAAAUGUUGCUGGCGGAAGUCAAAAAGCUGAAAGUGGCCGAGUUGAGGGCCAUGUUAUCGGAGCGAGGACUGGACUCGAAGGGCCUGAAGGCCGAGCUUGUGGUUCGGCUCUUUUCUGCUAUUGAAGCCGGUGUUGCGCCCAUCAAAAGUGGAGAUGAAGGGGAAAAUGUGUGUGAGAAGACCGCAGAACAGCCUCACUCUCAGGAGCAUGAGCCGAGUGUUAGGACGCAGUCUGCAGUAUGCACUAGUUCUACUAGCAAGAGCAUGAAUGCUUAUGCUGAUCAAAGUACCCAGACUGAUCCACCUCAGCUCUGCUCAUGCACACCAGAGGCCGUCACAUCCAGACAACAGCAGAGGAAUCCACAGCCUGUACAUCCCGUCUCCCUGGCAACCGUUGCUACAGGGGAAGAGGAUGCAGAGUCAUCAUCAGUCUUGGCCAUCUCAGAGCCAGAAGCGCCACAGGAUCAGUUGCUUCAUGGAGCUGAGACAGUGGACUCCAGCCCAGAGGAAAACACUGAGCUGAAGAGAGGCAGAGAUUAUUAUGAGUUCAAAGAGGACAUUCAUUACAACAGAGCGAAGACUCCAGAGCUGCUGCCGGAGCCUGAGGAAGAAGCUGAAAUGGAUUUUGAGGAUGUUCGACUCGAUUCCUAUAACUGUGAUCUUCACUUUGAGGUGGAUUCUGACGGAAGCAGCGGUCAGCCGCUCCUCUGGGAGAAAUUCCCUCUGCUUUGGUCAGGGUGCAGGAUGACCCAUGGAUUUUGUCAUGGGAAGGUUGGAUUCGAAGCCAAGUUUGUGAAGCGACUGUCAGCACCUGCAUCAGACACGAGCUACGACCCUGAUCUACACGUGCUCAGAGUGGGCUGGUCUGUGGACAACACGAGCCUUCAGUUAGGAGAGGUGGAGCUGUCGUAUGGUUUUGAUGGACGGGGGAGGAUAGUAACUGGAGGAAAGGAAGAGGCGUUUGGUGAGCCCUUCACAGAAGGAGAUGUCAUCGGCUGCUAUGCAUUCAUCAGUGAGACGGGAGAAGCCACACUUUCAUUUCACAAAAACGGGUGUUCUCUUGGAGUGGCGUUUCACCUGAGCUCUUCUGCUCUCAGAGAUCAAGCUCUCUAUCCCCACGUACUUUGCAAAAACUGUUCAGUUUCGGUGAAUCUUGAUCCAGAUACUCCCUGGCAUCCUUUUCCUGCUGGUUUCUGCACACUAGCCGUACUUCCUCCUGGUCAAAGGUCUCGCGCGUCUUUGCCGACAGGAUCUAAAAGCGAAUGUGAGGUGCUGAUGAUGGUUGGUAUGCCGGGUUCUGGGAAGACCCACUGGGCUCAGGCUCAUAUGCUCCAGAACCCAAGGAAACGUUACAAUCUUCUGAGUACGAACUCCAUUUUGAACUGCAUGAGGGAGCCUCCUGGAGCCAAUCACAGAGAUCUGAUGUUGCAACAGGCCACUCAGUGCGUCAGUCACCUGAUCAAGGUAGCUGCAACCAAGCAGAGGAACUACAUCCUUGAUCAGGCCAACAUUUAUCCAUCUGCCCAGCGACACAAGAUGCUCUGUUUCCGUGGUUACCAGCGAAAAGCGGUGGUGGUUUUUCCACCUGACGAGAUGUGGAGGAGACGUCUCAUACAGCGGCAGCAGGAGGAGGGCAUGGCACUUCAGGAGAUGACUCUUCUUAAAGCCAAAGUGAGCUUCACACUGCCAGAGCAGGGAGAGCAUCUGGACGAGGUGACGUUUGUGGAGCUCGGCUCUGAAGAGGCCCUGAAGCUCUUAACGCUGUAUAAAGAGGAAGCACGCCGCAUCCUACCCACACCUCCUAAACGCAGGAAACACAAACAAGGAAGUCAAAAACGCCUCAUUCAUCAUUGUGGCUGGAGGGGAGGUCCAUUCAGCUGUCACAAUCAACACUCACACUGUGCAUUUCAGAAAACGCAUAGUCGCCGUCCAUCUGCCUUCGGAUGCAGCAGUGACCCACAGAGAUACAGGAAGUAUUACAGACCGUACACUGGUCAGUGGAGCUUUCCUGAGCAAAACCAGAGUUGUUACGGGAGCAUUUAUUAUGGAUGUUCAAGUUAGUCGGAAAGCUUCUGAUAAUCCCAGAACUUUUGUGUAGCAGGAAAAACAUCCCAAAUCAGCAUGUUUUUUGAUUAGCAGUGCUUCACCUUUAUAACAGUAAUUGGUUCUGUCUGUCUGUAAUUUCAUUUAGAAAGGUCAUUGCUUAUAAUGAGGAUCUAGCUUGAGUACCAGAAUGCAGUUUGUUUUUAAAGGGUAGUUUAAAUUCUGUCUUCAUUUACUCACCCUCAUGUCUUGAGAAUCCUGUGAGAUUUUCGUCUGUGGAACAUUAUAGCAGAGUAUUUUUAGGGCUGUUCCAAAUUUUAUAUGGUUUUAUUGUAUUUUCUAAAGACUGAGAAAUCAUGAGAUUCAAUUUUAUUUCAUAGAUAUUUACAGCAUCAGUGUACUGUAAAAGUAUUUCUUAACAUCCAUCUUAUUUGCACUGAAAAUACAUUCAAGAACAUUUUGUAAAUGUGUGUAAAUCUACAGAGCUUCUCUUGCCAUUGUCACAUUUUCUCAUUGUGGCUUGUAAGGGAAUAUUCUCUGUAAAACUUGAGUAUUUAUUGUGAAAACUGCUCUAUCAAUAAACAUGAACCCGAAGUUCCCA